AUGGACGGAAAGGAGAAGCCGAAGGGAGCGUGGAGCCCGGAGCAAGUGGUGGAGUUUUUGGAGCGGAAGAUGACGGAGGGACGAUUUUAUGUGAUCUGUCCAGAUAAUGAUGUCAGCGAGGAGAUGGAUCGAAAGAGAAUGCUGUGGACGGUGAACGAUGUCGUACAAGGCAGACCACCUUUGACGAGAUGGAGAGAGGAGUAUAAGGAGGAGGCGGAGCAUUGGAUGGAGAGCGUAAAGAUUUAG
Cadophora gregata is the source of this 246-nucleotide messenger RNA. RefSeq lists its product as uncharacterized. The record is from RefSeq and is a predicted model, not a curated record. Lineage: Eukaryota; Fungi; Ascomycota; Leotiomycetes; Helotiales; Ploettnerulaceae. The transcript is spliced from 2 exons. Bases 1 to 246 code for a protein of 81 amino acids.